Molecule: messenger RNA, 1683 nt
Organism: Hydra vulgaris (swiftwater hydra)
Lineage: Eukaryota; Metazoa; Cnidaria; Hydrozoa; Anthoathecata; Hydridae
Source: RefSeq, a predicted model, not a curated record
AUGUCAAACCUUCAAUCCAGACGUAGACUCAGAACUGUUACUAUUAAACUUUUAUAUAGACUUUUUGAAAAAUCGUUUGAAACUUCAUCUGUUAACUCUGAUGAGCAAUAUCAAAAUUUAGUUGACAUUCGUGAUACAAUAAAUGAAAAAUUCACUAAAGUUAAUCAACUAGACGAAGAAAUUUCUUUACUUAUUGAAGAUGAUGAAGAGCUACAACAGAAUGCAGAUACUUCCACAGACUUUAUGCUCAAGUGUAAAAAUGAACUUUCAGUUAUCAACAAGCAUUUACAAAAAUACGACUCUAAAAUAGAUUCAUCAAGUUUAUCUUGCAAUUCUAAAAAUAGGAAUGUCAAGCUUCCCAUAAUAAAACUAGAACCAUUUGAUGGAAAACCGGAAGACUGGGUAUCAUUUAUAGAAAAUUUUAAUUGUACUGUUAACUAUAAUGAGGAUUUAUCUAACAUUAAAAAAAUGACCUACCUACGUAACUUACUUCAAGGACCAGCUCGAGCAUCUAUAACUGGACUUUCCGUGACAAAUGAAAAUUAUCAAACUGCAUUAGAUAUUCUUAAACGUAGAUAUGACAAUAAACAAGCUCUCAUUUCAUCCCACAUGCGUAAACUUUUAUCAUUGGAAAGCAUCAAUAGUAUAAAUAGAAUUGAAAAGUUAAGAAAAUUUUUUGACAGUUUAGAAAUACAAGUUAGAAGCCUUGAAAAUUUAGGUAUCAGUAGUACUAUGUAUGGACCCCUACUCAUUCCAAUAAUCUUAGAAAAAAUUCCAGAAGAACUGACUUUAAUAAUCAACCGUCAAUUUAAUAACAAUGAUAACUGGGAUGUUAAAUCUAUUAUUGAUCUUUUAACAAAUGAAUUAUCUGCACGAGAACAAACCUUAACUAACUCAUUUAAUAAAUCAGAACAAUUUUUUACUGCUGAAACGCUUCACACUUGUACAAAUAACAGAGAGCCAUAUCAAACUUAUCUAUCCAAUUCAUUCAACAGAGGAUCACGUCAUAAUUUAAAACGAAAUAAUACAGACAAAGGUUCUUAUUUUGAAAGAAAUACUCCAAGAGAUCUUCAUAAAUUGAACAAAUGCCUUUUUUGUGAACAGCCUCACAAAUCACAAAACUGCCGAUCAAUAACGAACAUUCAAUCAAGAAAGAAAAUUAUCACUGUUGGACAAUUGACUUCAAUUACAGAGGCUACUUCUGAAGGGUAUCAACCUAUUUUACUGCAGACUGCAUCUGCUCAAGUUUUUGACAACAAUGCCAAGUUGCAUAGUUGUAGGAUCCUCUUUGAUAAUUGUUUACAGUUGAGUUAUGUAUCUCCCAAUUUACAUAAGAAAUUAAAACUUCGAACACUGGGUAAAAAAGAAAUUAUUAUAAAAACAUUUGGUAACAAUAGCACGACAGAAGUUUUGGAUAAAGUUGAACUACCAGUUAAAUGUUUAUUUGGUCGCACAAUACAAAUAAUUUGCUAUGUAAAAGAAAUAUGUUCCCCUCCUGAUGGUCAGUAUAUUAGUGAAGCAAAGCAGAAGUAUAGACACUUAAAUAGACUUAGGUUAACAGACUAUAAUUUGAAUGGUGAUGGUAUGAAGGUAGAUGUUCUGAUUGGGGCUGAUUUUUAUUGGUCAUUUGUUGAAGACAAGAUUAUUAGAGGAUAUAAAGAUAGUCAUCCAAUUGCAUUGUAA